Cucurbita maxima (winter squash) is the source of this 2941-nucleotide messenger RNA. RefSeq names its product pentatricopeptide repeat-containing protein At4g39952, mitochondrial-like. The record is from RefSeq and is a predicted model, not a curated record. NCBI's taxonomy places the organism in Eukaryota, Viridiplantae, Streptophyta, Magnoliopsida, Cucurbitales, Cucurbitaceae. Gene Ontology annotation, molecular function: protein binding; RNA binding. Gene Ontology annotation, biological process: RNA modification.
UUGGCCAUCGCAUCGUUCGUCUCAUCUCGCAUUCAUCGCCUCUCUCAUACUCCGUCACCCACCGUCGACUCCUUCCAUCGCUUGUGGUUUUGUUUGCUGAUAUUUCAGGACACAUUCAUUCAAAUUGCUAUAAACCCAUCAAAUAUUAGAAAAAAGCCCAUAUUUGGAGUUUUUCAUGCAUGAGGAGUUGCUAUGCUUAGUCUCCGGCUGAUACAAUUUAGACAAUUUCGCAAACGCUUUGCCUUCUCUUCCACAUUUAGCUCACUUUCAGAUCCCCACGACCUUAGUAGUUGUCUUCAAUUUUUUUUUUCAAAACAAAAUUUAACAUUCCAAUCUCUUCUUCAAUUUCAUUCCCUCGUUAUCACCACUGGCAACUCGAACAAUGCCUUCUUUGCCACAAAGCUCAUGGCCUUUUAUGCCUGUCAUGGGCAACCUGCGUUCUCCACGCAAUUGUUUCGAUUUGUUCAUCCUAAGGACAAAUUUCUUUGGAAUUCCAUUAUCCAAUCCCACUUCUCCAAUGGUGAUUACCUACAGGCAUUUGAUUUCUACCUUGAGAUGCGAGCAUCGAGUAGCCUGCCAAACCAAUUUACAAUUCCCAUGGUGGUUUCCACUUGUGCGGAACUAAUGAUGCUCAACCAUGGCAUGAACAUUCAUGGGUUGGCUUUGAAACUUGGGCUCUUUGUUGGUAAUUCUGCUGUUGGUUCUUCUUUGAUAUACAUGUAUUCCAAAUGUGGUAACGCAGAAAGUGCAUCUCUCAUGUUCAAUGACAUUACUGUUAAGGAUGUAGUUGCUUGGACUGCCCUUAUAAUUGGUUAUGUCCAGAAUAACGAGAGUGAGAAAGGUUUGAAAUGUUUGUUUGAGAUGCAUAGGAAUGGAUGUACCCCAAAUUAUAGAACAAUAGGAGGUGGGUUUCAAGCUUGUGUUGAUUUGGAGGCUUUAGUAGAGGGUAGAUGCUUACAUGGUUUGGCUUUAAAAAGUGGAUUUCUCUGUUUUGAAGUCGUUAAAUCUUCUAUUCUCUCGAUGUACUCGAGGUGUGGGUCACCUGAAGAAGCUUAUCGUUGUUUUUUUAAAUUGGAGCAAAAAGAUCUCAUCUCUUGGACAUCAAUUAUGGCAGUUCACUCCAAACUCGGGUUAAUGAGUGAAUGUCUACAUUUAUUUUGGGAGAUGCAGGCCAGUGGAAUAAUUCCAGAUGACAUCGUGAUCAGUUGCAUGCUUCUGGGUUUUGGUAAUUUUGAUAGAAUCUCUGAAGGAAAAGCCUUCCAUGCUUGGAUUCUGAAACAAUGUUGUGCAGUGAGUGGAAUAACCCACAAUGCAUUACUCUCCAUGUAUUGUAAGUUCGGACUCUUACGUACGGCAGAUAAGAUCUUCCAUAGCUUCCAUAAAAGCAGUGAAGAUUGGAACACAAUGAUAUUAGGAUACAGCAAUAUGGGGGAGAAAGAAAAAUGUAUAGACUUUUUCAGGGAGAUGUACCUCUUAGGCAUAGAACCUGAUUUGAAUAGUUUAGUUUCAGUCAUUUCUUCAUGUUUACCAGUCGGAGCUGUGAAUAUUGGUCGGUCUGUCCACUGCUAUGCGAUUAAAAACUCGAUCAUUGACAAUGUAUCAAUAGCUAACUCACUCUUGGACAUGUAUGGAAAAAGUGGUAAUUUAACCGCCGCAUGGAGGAUAUUUCAUAGGACACAACAAAAGGAUAUUAUCUCAUGGAAUACGCUGAUUUCGACCUACAAGCAAAGUGGGCACCCUUCUGAAGCAAUUGAUUUAUUCGAUAAAAUGAUUAAAGAAAAGUUCAACCCCAACGGAGUUACCUGCAUAAUAGUUCUUUCGGCAUGUGCUCAUCUUGCAUCCUUAGAUAAAGGUGAGAGGAUUCACCAGUACAUAAAGGAAAAUGGAUUUGAGACUGAUAUCACUGUUAGAACUGCAUUGAUUGAUAUGUAUGCAAAAUGUGGGGAGCUCGAGACAUCAAGAACAUUGUUCAACUCAAUGGAAGAGAGGGAUGUUAUUUUGUGUAAUGUCAUGAUAUCAAAUUAUGGGAUGCAUGGACAUGUGGAAUCUGCUAUUGAGAUCUUCCAACUAAUGGAAGACUCAAACAUUAAACCAAAUGCACUUACCUUUCUUUCUCUUCUCUCAGCUUGUAAUCAUGCAGGGCAUAUGGUAGAAGGAAGGCGUCUCUUUGAUGUAAUGCAUAAAUAUGGUAUCAAACCUAGUCUUAAGCACUAUGCUUCUAUGGUGGAUCUUCUUGGCAGGUCAGGUAGCCUUGAAGAAGCGGAGGCUCUUGUUUUAUCAAUGCCCAUCACGCCUGAUGGCACUGUGUGGGGCUCCUUGUUAAGUGCUUGUAAGCUUCACAAUGAAUUUGAAAUGGGUAUAAGGAUUGGCAGACAUGCAAUUGAGUCUGAUCCAAAAAAUGAUGGGUAUUAUAUAGUAUUGUCUGAUCUGUAUGGUUGCUUGGGAAGGUGGGAGGAAGUGGAAAAAGUUCGUGGUGUGAUGAAGCAAAGAGGGGUGGAGAAGAGAGCUGGCUGGAGUGCCCUAUGAACGGAGUAAUUGCUUGAAAACAUUUGAUACCUUUGACUAUACAACUUCGUCGAGUCUCGAGAAUUAUUUCGAAGGACGAAUUUGACAAUCAAUAUGAAAAAAAAGUUCAAUCCUCACUUGUUCGGAACUUUUUCGACUUCGGUUCUGAUAUCAACUUUUGAUUCGUUGCCUUACAUGGAUGAACGUAUCUACGAACUUACUGAAACGUAGGCUCCCUUUUCGUGUGGCUGGUGACGUCGUUCGAGCAUUCAGAAGAAUCCAUAUGGGCAUGUGUUGCAUUAUUCAGGAAACAACUAAGAAAUGGCAAUAGAAUAUAAUAGUUAUUUAAUUAAAUUCAUAAACAUUAUAUAUUAAGAUAUAUUGUAUAAAGUUAAUUCUAUUAUGAAACCAAGAAUAAACAAAAUAUUUAUUUGUA